CAAAGCACACAACCUCACAGUCAGAGAGGAAGAAAAUAAUGUAAUGCUAGUAAAAGAAGAGAGAGAAAAAGGGGACGAGAAUCUAGAGAGAGACUUGUAGAGAGAGAAAGAGUAAAUUCUAGAGAGAGAAAGAGUACCUUUGUCGAUGGGGCAGAUCGUGAAGACGAAGAAGAAAGGACGUCCAUCUAAAGCAGAUCUAGCAGCUCGCCGUAACAACGCCGCCGUUGAGCUGCCGGAAACUGCGCAGGAAAGAGAACUCCGGCGAAGUGGACGGCGUCGGAAUGUACGGUACGCGUUUGACAUCGAUGAUUACUUGGACGACGACGAGUAUUUCAUCGAGGACAUCGAUGGAGAUGAGAGACGAAGAGAGAAGAAGCUGAAACUGUUGCUUAAGUUGCAGAGCGAUGAAGCCGGCGGCGGCGGCGGAGGCGCUGAGUCAACUCCACGUCGGCAACGACCUGCCACGUCAGCUUCAUCGGAUGAUGAAGAGAGGAAGCCGUCUAAGAAGAGAAAAAUUAACAACAACGACGACGAGAGAGAUGAAGAGGAAGAAGAAAAUGAUGAGGAAAUUGAAAAUGGAAAUGGAAAUGAAAUUGAAAAUGAAAAUGAUGAUGAUGAGGUAUGUGUAGGAAGGAAUGAAGAAUCAAAAGGUGUAGACUCUGCUCCAGGGACACCAUCGGAACCACAUUCUGGAAUCCCGUUGCGAGACAAGAAGACAUUGGAAUUGAUUCUCGACAAGUUACAGAAGAAAGAUAUAUACGGUGUUUAUGCGGAACCUGUUGAUCCUGAAGAGCUUCCUGAUUACCAUGAGGUGAUUGAGCAUCCCAUGGACUUUGCCACCGUCAGGAACAAGUUGGGAAAUGGAUCAUACACCACUUUGGAGCAAUUUGAGAGCGAUAUUUUCCUCCUUUGCUCAAACGCAAUGCAGUACAAUUCAUCAGAUACUAUCUACCAUAAACAGGCACGUAACAUCCAAGAGUUGGCUACAAAGAAAUUUGAGAAGCUAAGAAUCAACUAUGACCGUUCUGAGAAGGAUGUGAAGGUAGAACAGAAGACAAAAUACGGGUCUGUUGUCAGGAAGCAAAUAAAGAAGCCGAUUGUCCAGAUGUUCCAGGAAACUGUUGGCUCUGAUUUCUCGUCAGGUGCCACUCUUGCCGCUGCUGGAGAUAACCACUUUCUGAACAACACUUCCCUUGCUGGAGUAUCAGAGAAACCUUAUGGUGUUGAUGGGCUUGCUGAAGGAAAUUCUUCACUCAAUGAUCAAAAUGUGGAGAAGGCAGAAGAAUCACUAUCAGUGAAGGGUCCCCUAUCCAGAUUUGGAAGGAAAUCAACUGUGCCUGAUGAGAAUCGUCGUGCAAGUUACAACAUAGCCACACAACCAGUUAGCAACACCGAGUCCAUAUUUUCAACGUUUGAAGAUGAAAGCAAGCACUUGGUUACUGUUGGUCUUUAUUCUGAUCAUGGAUAUGCUAGGAGCCUUGCCCGAUUUGCUGCAACUCUCGGGCCUGUUGCAUGGCGAGUUGCAUCCCAGAAAAUUGAACAGGCAUUACCUCCUGGGUUCAAGUUUGGUCGUGGGUGGGUUGGGGAAUAUGAGCCACUUCCAACCCCAGUAUUGGUGCUUGAGAACCAUACCGUGAAGGAACCUCCAUUCUUUUCCAAGUCUGUACACAAGUUUGGAGCUCAAAAGAAUGAGAAAACAUCUGAGGACACAAUUGCUGCAAAAGAUAAACCUCUUUCAAGGCCUAUGCUAGAAGGAAAAUCACCAUAUCUUGGUUCAACUAGCGGUAAGCCCACAGAGAGCGGUCUGAAUAUCUUAAUUCCCUCAAAGGAGCAAUCUCCCAGGGAGGUUAAUCUAGAAGGCAGACCAUCUUUUCUUUCUUCUUCUGGAAAGAAACCUCCUAUUUGUGCUAGCCCCAGAUACCAGCAGCCAGAUUUGCAAUCCAGGAAUUUCACUGAACCUGAUAAAAAGAUGCAUUUCAAAACUGAACCUGAUAAAAGGAACAAUUUCAAAACUGAACCUAAUAAAAACCUGCAGAAGCAGGUUGAGUUAAACUGCCCACCCUCAGCCAAUCAAAGGAAUUCUGAGAUUAUCAGAAAGAGUCACGUUACUAGUACUUCUGAAAUACCUGGAUCGAGGUCUACUGGGGCAAGUCCGAGGAACCCAUUCUCGGCUGGGUCUGGGUCUUUUAAGCAACCGGUCAUGAAUGGAAAUGCUGUUGGAGGACUGCCCAAUGGGAGAUCUGUGAAUAACAACUCGGACACUACAUCAGUGGCGCAUUUAACUGCUGAUAGCGUUCCAACUGUGAGAAAAGCAGCGGGUUUCUUUCACCGAGAACAGGAGCAGGGCCUCAGUGACCCUGUACAGUUGAUGAGAAUGUUGGCCGGAAAGGCUCAAAAUCAGCAGAACUCUUUGAGCCAGUCACAAACUGAUGCUUCUCCAAUUUCCCCUGUGACUCCAUCUUCGAGGAAAGAUGAUUCAGGGAAUGCCGCUGCCGCUGCUGCCCGAGCAUGGAUGUCAGUUGGGGCAGCGGGAGGUUUCAGACAAGGUGUGGAAACAACAAGCAUGCAGAAUAGUCAUAUUUCUGCUGAUUCGUUGUAUAACUCUUCUCGCCAUGUCCAGCAACAAGCUUCACGAGUUCGGAGUGAACUUCCUGCAUCGGCAAUGCACUUUCAGGCUGAGAAGAACAGUACUCCGCUUCAUGCUUUCGUGCCUCAUCCUGCGAGAGUGGGCAGCGAAGCUCAAUUCCAGAAUCAGCCAAUGAUUUUCCGUCAAUCAGUACCUGCUGACUUGUCUAGAUUCCAGGUACAAUCUCCUUGGCAGAGUUUUAAUCAACCAGCACAGCCAAGACAGAAGCAGGAUUCCCUUCCUCCUGACUUAAACAUUAGUUUUCAGUCAUCUGGGUCUCCUGGCCGGCCAUCUUCGACUGUUUUGGUUGAUUCUCAGCAGCCAGACCUUGCCUUGCAAUUAUGAGACCAGGCAAUUUACGAUAAAAUAUUUGAAGAGGUCUGAACCACAAGAGCCUUCGGAUCUUCUGGCUGGCAUGUCUGAAUCUUGUUUUUGGGCACCACUGCUUCAGCAAACCACUAGCAUCUGCCUGUAAUUGCUGAAGGCUUUGAUAUCGGGUCUCAUUUCAUGGGACGUUAAGGCUAGCAACUAGACAAUUGGAGUCAGCUGCUUCAUUUUUAUGGAUGUUCCGAGGUAUUUAUUGUGUUCAAUGGUGGGAAAAGGCAAUAGAUCUAGUUCAGGUUUAGGAUAGGCAGCAGGAACAACAGGAGGACCACUGUCCAGGUCACAAGUCGGUGUGUCGUGUGGUUUCUUGACAAUCACUGACUUGGACAUUGUGAUUUAGAUAGCUGAAGACGGGAAGCCUGUUAAGUUAAUAAUAGUUUGUUCGAGGGCUCGCUAUAUGGUGAUUUACUGAUAGAAAUGCUUUAAUUCAUUGUACAUUGAAGCAAGGUGGGACUAGUCUUUGGAGUUUUUUGUUAUUUUACUUCAAUCAUUGUAGUUCUACCUCAUUUUCCUCCUUAGAUCUGCGGGUUUUCAUCUACAUGUAAUGGCGUAAUAUUUAGAGAAAUGCAAAAGAAUUGAUAUUCUUUUUU
Messenger RNA from Lycium ferocissimum, 3600 nucleotides. RefSeq lists its product as uncharacterized. The record is from RefSeq and is a predicted model, not a curated record. NCBI's taxonomy places the organism in Eukaryota, Viridiplantae, Streptophyta, Magnoliopsida, Solanales, Solanaceae. The transcript has 9 exons. The coding region runs from base 146 to 2971 and encodes 941 amino acids. Gene Ontology annotation, molecular function: protein binding.